ACGUUGCACAAAUGUGUCCACCGCUCUGGGAUGGAUGACGACUUAGCUACGUGACUGAGAUAUAACUGAAACAAAAUACUUUCUGAUGCGGUCCGGUGAUCAAUUAAGGAGACUCGUAACUUUUUAAUCUUGAGCCAAGACACGCGUGGAGCGGGAAAGGCUUUUUGUUUAUUUUCUUCUGUUUGCAGUGGAAAAAACAGACCACUUCAUCCAACAUUCAGCACUGACUGAAUGAAAGUCAAUUCAUUGUUACCACAUGGAACCCAUUCCCUUUGGUUGAACAUAUGAAGACCCUUACCGACUAUUGUAACUGGAAAGAAAAAUAAUUGAUGUGUGACCAAAGUGUGGUGAUGCCAGGAGGUGACAGCGGACUACAUGGGGAGGAGCCUGGAUUGCCGUCAGCCACAGCGAACGGUGGAGAGGUGGAGCGGGAGUUGUCCGGGAAGCAGAACGGCAGGGAAACGUCCGAGCACCUCGGGGGUGAAGAAAGUGGAGUUUCAGGUGGAGAGGUGGGACAGGAAGAUGAAGAAAUGGCGAGUGGUUCACACGACCUGUGUUCAUCAACCAAUCACAGCCCUGGUAGUGCUUCGGGAUCCACCUCAGUUUCAGCUAAGAGCAGCGAGCAUGCAGAGGCUGGCAAAGGGCAGGACCACAGAGAGGUGAUGAAUGCAGUGGCUGAGAUGAAAAAGAGGCUUCCAUCAGACAAACGCAGCCGCAGCAAAGCCAGCACUGUGGAGGCCUUACAUUACGCGCUCAACUGUGUCAAACAAGUGCAAGCUAAUAGUGAAUACUACAAACUGCUCAUGCAAAAUGGGCAGGACGAGCGGAGAAAUGCCACUGUUUGCACCCUGGAAGAGCUGGAGAGAGUCACCUCAGAACACACCCUUAAAAAUACGGAUUCCUUCGUGGUGGUUUUCUCCCUGGCCAGCGGCCGCGUCCUCUACGCGUCUGAGCAGGCUCCCAGCAUCCUGUGCUGCAAGAGGAAGUUUCUGGAGUCCGCCAAAUUUGUGGAGCUGCUCUUCCACCAAGAUGUCAACGUCUUCUAUUCACACACUGCGCAACCCCAUUUGCCACCUUGGAGCAACUCCCACACAGCCGGCGUUUUGUUUGAUUGUGCCCAGGUCAAGUCCUUCUUCUGCCGAAUCAGGGGUGGGAAGGAUCGUGAGGGUGAGAUGCGUUACAACCCAUUUCGGAUAACACCCUACCAGCUGAAGGUGCAGGGAUCUGGGAGCAGUGGGGAGGAGGAGGAGCCGUGCUGCCUGGCAUUGGCUGAACGCAUCAUCUCUGGAUAUGAAGCACCUCGGAUUCCCAUGGACAAACGCAUCUUUACCACAACACACUCCCCUGGUUGUGUGUUUCUGGAAGUUGAUGACAGGGCCGUGCCUUUGCUUGGAUACCUUCCUCAGGAUCUGAUAGGCACGUCGUUGCUGACUUGCAUUCACCCAGAGGACCGCCCCCUCAUGUUGGCCAUGCACCGGAAAAUCUUGAAGCAUGCGGGCCAGCCUCCAUUUGAACAUUCUCCCGUGCGUCUGCGCUGUCAGAAUGGAGACUACAUCACCUUGGACACCAGCUGGUCCAGCUUCAUCAACCCAUGGAGCCGGAAGGUGGCCUUCAUCAUCGGGCGCCACAAAGUCAGGACGAGUCCUCUGAAUGAAGAUGUGUUUGCUGCUAAAGCAAAGGAGUUUGUUCCAGUAACUCACGAGGAAAUAAAAGAUCUUCAGGCAAAGAUCUAUAAGCUUUUCCUACAGCCCGUUCACAACAAUGGCUCCAGUGGUUACGGUAGUUUAGGCAGCAACGGCUCUCACGAGCACUACAUCAGCGUUGCAUCUUCGAGUGACAGCAAUGGCAACAUGUGGGAGGAUUCACACCGGGAACCGAUGACUUUACAGCAGAUCUGUGCUGAUGUAAACAGAGUGAAGAGUUGGGGCCAGCAGGCUUAUCUGGAUUCCAACCACAAAAUUGCUUUCCUUGGAAAACGUGUCGCAGCUCCUCUACCCCCUGCAGCCUCCAAUGCUGAGGUCAGAGAGCACGAAGCGAGCAGGAAGCAAACACACAUUCCCUCCUAUCAGCAAAUCAACUGUGUGGAUAACAUCAUCAGAUAUUUAGAGAGCUGUACAGGUCCAGCCCUCAAGCGGAAGAGUGAAUCUCAUUCCUUGGUUACCUCUUCUUCCUCAUCCUCUACCUCAGAAGAUGACAAGCCUGCAGGAGCCACUGACACAGCUCAGGAGAGUUCAGAUGCAGUUGUGGUGGAGACUGAGGUGUCAGUGAGCCCUCCAACUCCAGCUGUAGUCGGGGCACCUCUGACAGACAUCACCAUGUCUACUAAAGCCAUGAGUGUUGUCUCGGUCACCAGCCAGUGUUCAUACAGCAGUACCAUAGUGCACGUGCCACAGCCUGAGUCAGAAGCCACAGCACUGGAGGAUGCCCCGAUGGGCAGUGAGCCUGCUGAUCCUGCCCCAACCCCUAUCCGUCCAGCUCCGAGCCCUGCCGCAGAGGAAAGAAGGUUUGUUGGUCUCACCAAGGAGGUGCUGUCAGCUCACACCCAGAAGGAGGAGCAAGAAUAUGUGGAUCGAUUCCGCCAUCGCAUCCUUCAGAGCCCUUACAGCUCAUAUCUGCAGCUGGACAACAGCUCUUUGGCUCACUCCCACCACCCAGGAGACUACCUGCGUCCACUGAGUGCCGGAUGUUGGAAUCGUUCUCGAAAAGGGAAGCCAAGACACAAGCGUCCCAAACCCCAGGGUUCCUCAGACAGCUAUGCCUCCCCUCCUGAACCCGCUCGCCGUGUCCCUGACUCCUCAUGGCCCUCCUCAGAGUCCUCCCAGCCCCAGGUGGGAGCACCCUACAGCCAAACAUCUCCAGUCCAGGUGCCAUUCUUUCCUGUAAUGGGGAAGCCUGGCCCGGAGCAAUCACCCAGGACACAACAGCUGCCUGGAGCAGCUCCUGCGGGGCUCCAGCCUCCUGACCAGCUCAGCUACAACUUCAACAUAAUGCAACCUACUCAGAGCCUGCCAGGCAUGCAGCAAAUCCAAAUGGAGACCAUUCAGAAUGUUCAGAAUACCCAAAACUUUCACAACCUGCAACCCAUAGCUCCAACACAGACCUUCAACCCUUCUUUCAUGGCUCCAGUCAUGGCUGUCAUCCUGCCCAACUACCCCACUUUUACCCCAGGCUACCCAUCUAUUUAUCCACAGUCAGCUCAGUCUAUACUUCCCCAAAUACCCAUCACUAUGACAGGGUAUGCCCCUGUCAGUGCACCUUUCCCUCAGCCUCAGUUCCAGGCCCAGCCUGGUCCCCAUUCUCAAACAUCCCCAGGCCUUUUACUUUGCUCACCCAGAGCGAGUUCAUCUGUCGGCGAAGAAGAGGAAGCGGCUGGGCCUAGAGCUUUGUUCUCUAGUUCUCGCUCAAGUUCUCCACUGCAGCUCAAUCUUCUGCAGGAAGAACUCCCCAAACCGAGUGAAGGGCAGAGCAGCACCGGGCACAACCACGCCGAGAGCCUCCAUGAACAACAUGCCAAUCAGCGUGAUGUCCCAGGAGAGUCUGGCAACCAUGAUGCCCAGUCAACAUCCAGCGAGCUCCUUGACUUACUGCUUCAGGAGGACGCCAGGUCAGGGACUGGCUCCAAUGCCUCAGGGUCUGGAUCAGGGGAGUCUGGAGGCUCACUGGGGUCUGGAUCUGGCUCCAAUGGAACCUCUACUUCACACACUGGCAGCAGCAACAGCAGUAAAUACUUUGCCAGCAACGAUUCAUCGGACACGUCACGCAAAGCUCGUAAGAGCCAGGAGACCCUGGCAGAGCACAAACACACCUUUGAGAAUCAGUCGGAAAACUCCCUGUGGAGCAUGAUCCAGCACACGCCCGAGCGUGUCAUGAUGACAUACCAGAUCCACACCAGGGACCAGAACAAGGUUUUGGCGGAGGACAGGGAGAAGCUUCGAGUGCUUCAGCCCCUCCAGCCCUGGUUCAGCCAAGAGCAGAGAGAGGAGCUGGCUGAAGUCCAUCCAUGGAUCAAACAGCACGCCAUCCCACAGGAAAUAGACACACAGGGUUGUGUGAGCUGCAGCUCAGGUGCAGGCAUGUCCCACCCCACUCACCCGGCUGCACCUGACAGUUCCUCACCUCUGGAGAGCCCUCAGCACGACCCGAUCGGACCCGUGGUUGACACUUGAGAAACUCUGACCAGAAAUCACCCACCAUCAGGUUUACAGUGUGCCAGCCCUGUCAGGAACCUCAACAACUCUCACCGUGCAUCUCUUUUGACCAGUCUGAAGGAGUGGAUCCCUGUGCUUUAGUGUAAAAUCUAAUAUGUUUAAUAAAGGUAGCAGAGGCUGGACCAGGUCCUAAGGAACAGAGGAGGCGAGAGAUGGGCAUUUUCUUUCAGUCUGCUUAAUGUGGCUGUUCUUAUUGGACCAUGAAUAUUACAUUUUUCCUUUUAUGUGUUAAUAGAGCCCCCAAGGAGGGGGUUUAGGCUGUAUUUAAGACUGUUCAGAUCUAUGAACCAUAUAUGAAAAGUGCCCUGGGAUAAACAUGAGCACUGUGUGUACACCUGGUCUGUAGAACAGGAGUGACUGGCUGGGAAGAUGAAGACUGUGCUGGCCCAGAGUAUCAGAACAUACGUCAAACUCUUCUCCAGUAACACUGAGUCCAGGAUGUACAGUUUGUGUACUACAUCAGCUCCUUCGGUGACAUAAUUAACACAUUGUGAUUUUUUUUUUUUUUUUUUUUUUUUUUUUUUUUUUUAAAUUAAUUCCCCCCCCCACCGAGGGACACUAAGAUAAAAACAAAUUUGCUGCUUUUCUGUUUUAGGACACCCAGAUUUGAAUAUGGUGUUGUUACUGGAAUUUACACUCUUGUUCCGUAGGCUUGUUUCCUUCAAAGCGUUCUCAUCCCAGGGUAUCAUAUACUGUCGUUCUGGCAAUGCGGACAUAAACACAAGGUGUUCUUUGUGUAACUUGUACAGAGUAAUAAUAUCUGCUUUAGAAGGCUGUGGUUUGUGUCCUAUUUGAAAGCUUUGGAAACCAAAAAGUUCUUGGUUAAGUUUAGGUAAAGAUUGUGCUUUUGGGUUCUCAGCGUUAGCCCUACAUUGCCAUCAAGCAAACAGUACAAGCAACCGUAUUUGCUGAGCUGUGAGUGAAAUAUCCUUCUUACUUUUACCUGGUGAACCACAGCACAGACAGUAAAGGGCACCUUGUUGUAUCUGUGAGACACCAGCCGCUUUGACAGAACUCCAAUGUAUGACGUCCUGGGAAUAAGAAUGGGCCGUUUUCCUGUUCAGAGCAUCAGCUUCAGCAUUUUGAUCAUUUCAAAUUGAACUUGGUGCUAGAAGACACAUCUAGCCCGUUACUCAAAACUUCCUGUAGCAAGUCCUUUCUCCACCCACCUAUCCUGCCUGGUCAUCGCCCUGUAAUACCUGUAGCUUACCUCUUAAUUGUAAACAAACACAGUGUGGCCCCAAAUUUCCGCUCAUCUUGUGUUUACUAAGUAAAUGAAUUUCCUUCUAUACCCUGCAGCUGUCUGCCUGAUUGGAUGUAUGUUUGUAUGAAAGGGAGACCGGGAAGAACUAACCAGCCUGUUGUAGUUCUGUGAAUGUUUCUUUUCUUCUUCCUGUACUGAAUUUAAAUCACAGGCGAGCUUGUGGAUGUGUAAAAGUGUGCGUGCCGGCCGACUGCGAGCUGCUUCUUUCGAUACACUUGUCCAACAGUGCAAGCCAGACCGUGGUUUUCUACCGUUUUUAGAUUGAAAGUAUAUAACAGUAUCAUGUAUUUUAUAGGAAAUGUACACAAAAUGAACUUCACAAAGUGUAUAAAAAGCCAUUUGUCUUGAAUUCAGGGACUGUUUGUGACACAAAGGAAUGAAUAAAUGAGAUAAAACCUAAAUUGCA
Messenger RNA from Pelmatolapia mariae (spotted tilapia), 5878 nucleotides. RefSeq names its product period circadian clock 3 (gene per3). The record is from RefSeq and is a predicted model, not a curated record. The coding region runs from base 330 to 4166 and encodes 1278 amino acids. The transcript has 22 exons. Gene Ontology annotation, molecular function: transcription cis-regulatory region binding; transcription corepressor binding. Gene Ontology annotation, cellular component: nucleus; cytoplasm. NCBI's taxonomy places the organism in Eukaryota, Metazoa, Chordata, Actinopteri, Cichliformes, Cichlidae. Gene Ontology annotation, biological process: entrainment of circadian clock by photoperiod; circadian regulation of gene expression; negative regulation of transcription by RNA polymerase II.